Molecule: messenger RNA, 2849 nt
Organism: Onthophagus taurus
Lineage: Eukaryota; Metazoa; Arthropoda; Insecta; Coleoptera; Scarabaeidae
Source: RefSeq, a predicted model, not a curated record
GGAAAUAACAAAACGUUUUUAUGUUCAUAGCUGAAUGGAAAUGAAUAAGAUAACAAAAUAAAAAGUAAAUUUCAAUGUAUUGAGAAUAUGGCGUCCAUCGGAAAAAAAUUCAUUCAGUCGUGCAGUAACCACCGUGAUUAAUCGUUAAUCUAAAAAUUAAUGAUAAGAUAUCUUUUGCACUUUUAAAGGACAUGGCGUGAGAUAAGAUUCAAUUUGCGGAAUGCAGUGUGCUGAGAUGGACAAAUCGCGGAUGAUGAUUUGAGUGUAGUGUUAGCAUCUGUGUUCUUUUGGGCAAACAAAAAUGGGGUGUUCCAAUAGUAAAGGACGUCCAAAACCUGGGACGCAGCAAAGGCGCCCGACUACAAUCGACAUGUCGACGCAAGAAGAGACUGUGGAAAUUUCCCAACGAAAAUUCGACGAAAAAAGUAUCGAACAACUUAGAAAGGAUUUUAAUGAAAAUUUUGAUAUGUUCUUACUCAAUAACAUUCUUAUGUCGAUUAUGUUCUACGAAAAUUUUGAAGAUGAAAUAUUAAAAGCAAAAACGUUGCUUACGAAACCAGAACAAGAUCUUAACGAUAAACUAAUCCGGGAACAUUCAAAACAAUGCGUUAUGCCAGAUACCCUUUACGACAAAGUAAACCAACGGGUUCAUUUUAAAAGAAAACAUGGUCCAAAAAAAGAUGUUGCUGAGCCGUUAGUUCCUAUGAGGAUGUUUAUUAUUCAUGAUAAGAUCGAAAUUUUGAAAGAAAGUGAAGAUUUAGAUCAUUACAGCGGAAUAGAUAAGCCAACUCAUAGAGUGAACGUGGAAAAUUCAACGCACGCAGGUUUUGUGAAGCUAAAAUUGCUCUACUUUCCAACCUUGGAACGGUGCGAAUCUUAUACAUCGUUAAAUUCGGGUUCAUCGACUUACGCUCACGGUCAAGCGGCAUUAAAAAACGGCUACGAUAAAUCACAAGCAAGCACUUCAUCUUAUAGUGACUCUGACGAGUACGAUUACAGUAGAGUCAAUCAAGCAAGAACCGAAUUACCGAUAAAUAUUACAGAAAAAAGAAGUAGUUCCGUCGGUUUACCACCUGGUACAAUAAUCGAAGUCAAAAGUAAAAAUUUAGAUAGAGAAAAUGACGAGGAUGAUAUGUUUCGGGUUGAUCGUUAUAUUAACUCAGAAGCCUUUAUGAAGUAUUUUAGGGAAACCGAUUUUCCUGCGAAUUUAGGAAAAUCGUUAGGAUUUUCAUCCGAAGAAAUUAGGAAAGCGACUUACACUGCCACUUCCAUUUAUUGUUGUAUGUACGACAUUUCCAAAGAAGUUGACGCUAAAUGUGAAAUAUUACCCGCGGUAAAAAAUCCUUUCCCCGAUUUAAAAGUAUUCCAUAAAAGGGAUAGACCCAGAAUUAAACACAAAGAUGAUAAUCUAAUUUACGUAUUUCCUACUCAAAACAUGCUCAAAGACAUUUGCAGUCAACCCUCGAUAGUUGUUCCAAGAGGAUUUCUUCAAAAGAAAGGGGAUAAUAAAGAUUACAAAUUCGAGUGGGAAACUAUCUUUCCCAGAGCUGAGAGGCACAUACAAGUACGAAUGUUUCACGGUCAAGUACGAUGUUUCUUAUUUUUGAUUAUCUUGCAUAAAAUGUUUAUUGAACCUAUUACCCAACAUAAAGGUUUAACCGUGGAUCAUAUUAGAAAUUUAAUGUAUUGGGAGUGCGAGAAAAACUACAGAAACUGGCCUGAACAUCGUUUAGGCAACAAAAUGAUGUACGUUUUGGACGGUCUUCGCAAGUACUUAAGCAAAUUAGAAAUGCCCGAUUAUUUUAUUGAGAAAAAGAAUAUGUUUUGCAACAUUCCCGGCGCACAUUUAUACAAAGCUCAAGAACAAAUACACAGAAUCAUAGAAAAUCCUGUUUUAUACGCCAUAGCGGCUUUAAGAAACGUGUAUUACACAAAUGAUGCAUUUUACCCAUUAUUGGACUUUGAUCAAUUAUAUAAGUUGAUAACAAAGAAAGGAGAAGCCGAGAGAGCAGCUGCUCCAAGCGCCAUGAGAACAAUUUCCCAGUUCACUCCAACUGGGAGAUUUGACCCAAGUCGCCUCACAAGGGAACAAAGAUGGGAAUUAGAUAACAUGGAAAAACAACGUGAGAAGAAAAGGAAAGAAUUGGAAAAGGUAAAGAAUCUCAAAGCAACCGAGAAGAGAGAAUCCGUUGAUUCAAUAGAUCUUAAAUUUUCUAUGAAUUCAUAUUCCGUAAAAGAGAGCUUUCUCCAACAAAAAACCUUUUUGGUCUUUUUCAUGGAACAUUUCCUUCAAAUAGUAAAAUAUAGCCAAAAGUACAAAGCUUGGAAUCAAUACUCAAUCUAUUUGGAUCAAGUGAAAUAUUUAAACGCACUCUUAGACGACAUCGACGGUGGGGAAAGUCAAAAGUUUAGCGAAAAAAUUCGAGAGGCCGACGAAAUUGCCACCGAACAAAGAGAGUACACUCCGCCUACUCCUAUAAUUCCCGCCAGGAAUUCGAUGCAUGGUGGACACACCGGGGUGUUACUUAAAAACCAAAUGAAACCGAAAACGAUUGAUCUAACAAAUGUUACCAAAAAUUUUCAAAUGGGGAUCCAAAAAACGAUAUUAGAAAAUGAACCUUCGGCGUCGUCACCAACGAGAAGAAAAGAAGUGCGUUUGAUGGAAACAGCCGAAGUACAUUAAUCAUCUCGAUAAUUUAUGAAAAAAUGUAAUUAGAAAAAAUUUAGGCGUUAAUAAAAAAAUAAAUGUGUUUGCCACUAAACCAGUAUUAAGUGAGUAGAGAAAGAUUGUAGAUUAUCUUCUAUAUUUUUUAAAUUUGUAUAUAAUGUAAAUAAAGAUAUUUAUUAUU